Messenger RNA from Theobroma umbraticum, 777 nucleotides. RefSeq names its product small ribosomal subunit protein eS24z. Lineage: Eukaryota; Viridiplantae; Streptophyta; Magnoliopsida; Malvales; Malvaceae. The record is from RefSeq and is a predicted model, not a curated record. Gene Ontology annotation, molecular function: structural constituent of ribosome. Gene Ontology annotation, cellular component: ribosome. Gene Ontology annotation, biological process: translation.
AUAAAAGCUAGGGUUCUUCGCCACUUGUUUUCUCUUUCCUUGAGCUGCUGCUGCUGCUGCCAUUUCAAAGCCUUUGGUUGCUUCCAUAGUUAACUGCUGCAAAGCCUCAAAAAAGGAGAAGGUUUUUGUUUAGCUAUGGCGGACAAGGCAGUAACUAUUAGGACUAGGAAGUUCAUGACCAACAGGCUCCUUUCCAGGAAACAAUUUAUCAUUGAUGUUUUGCAUCCUGGGAGGCCCAAUGUUUCCAAGGCGGAGCUGAAGGAGAAGCUUUCUAGAAUGUAUGAGGUGAAAGACCCGAAUUCAAUCUUUGUGUUCAAGUUCAGGACUCAUUUUGGAGGUGGUAAAUCUACUGGAUUUGGUUUGAUUUAUGAUUCCGUUGAGAAUGCAAAGAAGUAUGAGCCCAAGUACAGGCUGAUCAGGAAUGGACUUGAUACCAAGGUAGAGAAAUCAAGGAAGCAAAUGAAGGAAAGGAAGAACAGGGCUAAGAAGAUCCGUGGAGUAAAGAAGACCAAGGCCGGUGAUGCAGCGAAGAAGAAGUGAGCUAAAAGGGAGGGAAGAAGAAGUGAGGUUGUGCUUAUCUUAGAGCCAAUGUUUUUCAACAGCAUUUCUUUACUAGUCUUAUGUGUUUUAGGUGUUCUUGAACCUGUAUUUUUGAAACUGGAUUUUGGUGUUAUCUGAUGUUUAGUUACAUUAUCUGAUUGUCUGUCUUAUUUUGAGUACUCUUCCGGGGGGAGAAUUUUGAAAUAUUUAGUAUAAUACAUUCUUGUUGCCCAUCAA